Messenger RNA from Anopheles aquasalis, 637 nucleotides. RefSeq lists its product as uncharacterized. NCBI's taxonomy places the organism in Eukaryota, Metazoa, Arthropoda, Insecta, Diptera, Culicidae. The record is from RefSeq and is a predicted model, not a curated record.
ACCUUUGGUUCUGGCCGAACGGUAGCAAACGGUGCCGCCAUAACGAUCGUGAUAAGUAAUUCUGUGCGACAAUCGGAUCGGAGAUGGAGAACCGACAUCGCAUUGCCACAACUGGCGCGCGGGUAAAAAGCAGCAAGGAAGGAGCGAAGGGCGGCACUACACUGACACUGUACGGUACGAUCAAUACAAAGAACACACGGGCCUGUGACUGCAAAGCCCGUUUCUAUCUUCUUCAGAACGCGUACGACAAGUUGCAGAAAGAGAAAGAGACGCGUUACAAUGCUCUUCGAGAGAUGUACGAUUUGCGUUCCGAGGAGCUGGACAAGCUCCAGCAUUUGUACAAAAAUGUAAAAGAACAAAAUCACGUAUUGAAGGAACACAAUGCAACGAUUGUGCAUGCUAGCAGUGAGCUGCUGGUCGUGGCAAAUUGGCUGCUGGAGCAAAACGAGGAAAUCACGGUCGUAGACAAUACUUUGAUAAGAAAAGCUUGCGAGCGUCUCGAGCAAACUCUGGGCAUCGUUUCAUGAUAGAAUUACUUUAUCAUGAUUAUUAUCAUUUGUUUUGUCAUUACUAGCAUCUUUUUGUGGUACGAGGGGCCGUUGGUUAAGUUUGUUGUUAACCAUUUUUAAUAAAGAUU